CUGCGUGUGGAAGUCUCCCUGUGCUGCUUCCUCGUCGUCGUCUGUGACUUCUUAGCGUGUUGUUACUUCGCCUGUAAGUGUGUUGCCAGCUCCGCGUGGGUGCCGUGCGAGUGCCUGCUGCGUGCGUCCAAGACGAGGAGGAGGAGAGAGCCCCGCUAUAGGCACCACCACCACGUGUAGCAGUGGCAGCAGCAGCAGUGGCAGCUACGAAAGUGUCCACAGCGCAGCGAAUAGCAAAUGUGACGGCGCCAGCAGUGGCAGCACAGAGAUCGUCAGCGAGGCAGGAGGAGGAGGAGGCGAGCGGGAUGGUGACCGGGCAGGGGCCCGUCCGCCUGGGGCUGCUGGCGGAGGCGCGGUCCCUCAUCCACACGGAGCCGCUCCACUGCGGGUUCGCGUUGGCGGGGAGCGACGAACUGGGCAGGGGCCGCUUCGGCGUGGUGCGCAAGUGCGUAGAGGUGUCCACGGGCCGCGAGUUCGCCGCCAAGUUCGUGCGCAAGCGGCGCAAGGGGCAGGACCUCCGCGCCGAGAUCAUCCACGAGGUGGCCAUCCUGGAGCUGGCGCACGGCAACCCGCACGUCAUCGGCCUCCACCGCGUCUACGAGACGGCCGGCGAGAUCAUCCUCGUGCUUGAGUAUGCGGCAGGAGGGGAGAUCUUCAACCAAUGCGUGGCCGAGAGAGAGGAGGCGUUCACGGAGCGCGACGUAGUGCGCCUCAUGACCCAGAUCCUGGACGGCAUCGCCUUCCUGCAUCGCAAGAGCGUCGUGCAUCUCGACCUCAAGCCCCAGAACAUCCUGCUCACGAGCACCGACCCGCUGGGAGACAUCCGCAUCGUCGACUUCGGGCUGUCCCGGCGCGUGAGCAGCGCCGAUGAGCUACGUGAGAUCAUGGGCACCCCGGAGUACGUGGCUCCAGAAAUUCUGAGCUAUGAGCCAAUCAGCACCGCGGCGGACAUGUGGAGCAUCGGCGUGCUGGCGUACGUGAUGCUGACGGGCGAGUCCCCGUUCCUGGGCGAGGACAAGCAGGAGACGUUUCUCAACGUGGCGCAGGUGAACGUCAGCUACGACGACGACUCGUUCAGCAACGUGUCCUAUCUCGCCGUCGCCUUCAUCCAGACGCUGCUGCUCAAGGAGCCCGAGAUGCGAGCCACGGCCGAGGAGAGCCUGCGCCACCCGUGGCUGCUGCCGUCGGACAUCCCCCUGACGCUGCUGGGGCUGAGUCUGCACGACCCCGUCCCGCGUCCCGCCAAGCCCGGCGCGCAGAGCGACGCCGUCGGCCAGGCCGGCACGACGGGCGGCGCGGCACCCGAGGCAGCGGCGGUGAACGGGGAGGCCGGCGCGGCACCCGAGGCUGCGGGGGAGGCCGGGCCGGAUGAGGACGCUUCCCCCUCGUUCCCCGGCGAGCAGAAGCCCAUGUCGCGCUGCUGCCCCCUGGUGCAGAGCUGCCCCCUGGCCCACGACAUCCAGAGAGAGAUCGUGCUCUGAGGAUGCCCCCCCCCCCCCACCCGAGUUGUUCGAGGAGCGGUAACCGCUUGAGCCGAAUGGCCGGUGGAGGACUGGCGCCCGGGCCCCGUGCGGCCCGUGAGGCCGUGGCCGGCGUUGGUACGGAUUGAGGCGCAGGGCGGCGGCGGCGGCGUGCGGGCGGAGUUGUUGCUGCUGCUGCUGCGCGGUCGUCUUUGUACCGCAAACGCCGUCCGCACCUCGGACUCUUGGCAGGCCGAACGUCCGCUAAUCCGAGCAGUGUGUGUGUGUGUGUGUACGUGUCGUCACCGUUGAUCGGUAGACUCCAAACGCGUUCUCUGUGCAGCAGCCGUCGGCACCAAGGGGCACAGGAAGCUGUGACGCCAGCAAUAUUACUUCUCACGCUUGAUAUAACAGUUUCAACCGAGUUGAUUUCACCGUACCUCGGGGCACUUC
This is a messenger RNA of Lethenteron reissneri (Far Eastern brook lamprey), 1913 nucleotides long. It is a transcript of the gene STK17A, whose product is annotated as serine/threonine kinase 17a. Gene Ontology annotation, cellular component: nucleus. Gene Ontology annotation, molecular function: protein serine/threonine kinase activity; ATP binding. Gene Ontology annotation, biological process: positive regulation of apoptotic process; protein phosphorylation; intracellular signal transduction. The record is from RefSeq and is a predicted model, not a curated record. Lineage: Eukaryota; Metazoa; Chordata; Hyperoartia; Petromyzontiformes; Petromyzontidae.